Messenger RNA from Didymella exigua CBS 183.55, 1041 nucleotides. Its product is annotated as DUF962-domain-containing protein. The record is from RefSeq and is a predicted model, not a curated record. Lineage: Eukaryota; Fungi; Ascomycota; Dothideomycetes; Pleosporales; Didymellaceae. Gene Ontology annotation, cellular component: endoplasmic reticulum. Bases 295 to 864 code for a protein of 189 amino acids. Gene Ontology annotation, biological process: sphingoid catabolic process. The transcript has 4 exons.
CUCGGGCGUCCGAACACUUGCCAAUGAGGAGCAGCGGGUUGGCCUCGGUUCCUCCGGACCCUUGCGCGUCCCAACAGCCAUGGCAGCCCCAUGGGGUAGAGGUUGCGGAUGUCCAGGGUAGAUAAGGUGACACAGGACUGAUGGAGGCUUAGAUCUGACAGUACAAAAGAGCUCAAAGCCCUAAAAUCCGCUGGCAGGCUCCUAGCUUGACUUACCGGUGUUGUCCUUGCGCUUGGCUUCCCCGCAUCGUUCACCUCUUGCCUUUCGUGUCGAACAACCACAAAGAGUGGCAAUAUGGCAGUCUUUGAUCUGAAGAAGAAUCUCGUCUUCUACGGCGCGUACCAUCGUGAGCCUACAAAUGUCGCGAUCCACAUAGGCUGUGUACCAAUCCUGCUAGCCACUGGGUUCCUCUUCGGCACUAACACUCCAUCGAUUCGCACCCCAGCCCUCCUCAACCGCCUGAACCUCCCUCUUAACGCUGGCACCCUCGCUUCACUCACCUACUCCACCCUCUACCUCAUCCUCUCGCCCAACACCGCUGGCGCAUCAGUAACACCCUUCAUUGUUGGCGCCGCUGCAUUCGCCAACAAGCUCACAGCCAAAUACAACCGCACGAAAGUCAACAGUAUCGCAGUCGCGGUCCACGUUGUGAGCUGGAUCUUGCAAUUCAUCGGACACGGGAAGUACGAGGGCCGGAAGCCGGCGCUGCUGGACAACCUGGUGCAAGCUUUGUUCCUAGCGCCGCUGUUCGUGUGGUAUGAGAUCCUGUUCAAGCUAGGUUUCUAUAAGCAGUUGCAGAGAGACGUGGAGGCUGCGAUCGAGGUGGAGGUAGCGAAGCUUGGGAGGGGCAAGGCAGAGGAGUGAUUGUGUGGCAGGAUCUGUUCAUGGAGCGGCUGAGCUGGAAUGAACAUGGUCAUGAUCUAAGUCCAAGUCACUUGAAAAUCAUGCAUGGGGCGUGUUUGGUUCAUUGAAGAACAACUGGAGACGAGAGGUAACUUUCGAAAAUCAAACCGAGGUCUGAAACGUCGUGAAGCUAGUGGC